Molecule: messenger RNA, 3897 nt
Organism: Astrephomene gubernaculifera
Lineage: Eukaryota; Viridiplantae; Chlorophyta; Chlorophyceae; Chlamydomonadales; Astrephomenaceae
Source: the annotation of a GenBank genome assembly
AUAACUAUUAUUUAGCGGUGCCUCCUUAGUCCUCUCAAACCUUGCAAGGCUGCCUUUCUUACUUGAUGGCGACCUAUCUCGGCAUGGCAUGUAUGUUAAAGAAGUUUUAAGGCUUAAUGAUUAUCUUGCAUAUCGUUGUCUUAGGGCAAAUAAUAGCGCUGACGUCGACUAUCAUCCGAUCCUUCCCAGCCUUGCUAAGGCUGGCGCACGUCAACAACCAGGGCAGGCUCUUAGCUGCCCAAGGCUGACGCUAUGGUUGCUGCUGGUGCUGAUUCUGACAAAGACGAGAGAACACCAUUUGUCGGCCAUGCGAAACCAAACGAUAGUUCCGGCUCUUGGCUGCGUGCUCUGGUGGCGUUGGUGGCCUCAAUUGCAUGGAUGGUAGUAUCAUCGGCGCUUAUUAUGCUUAACAAGUACAUCAUGGUCGACCUCGGGUUUAGAUACCCUAUGGCGAUAACGAGCAUGGGCAUGGGUAUGAGCGCCUUCCUAGCCUUCGUAUGCUGCCGGGUCCUGAAGCUGGUGGCUGUCCAUGACAACAUAGAGCUGCGGUUCUGGCUUGCUAAGCUAUUACCCAUAGGGCUUCUGAUGGCUUUGACGCUUUGGACGGGCAACGAGGUCUACUUGCACCUCACAGUCGCCUUCAUCCAGAUGCUGAAGGCCUUCACGCCAGUCAUCACGAUGAUCUGCCUCAUAACGGCCAAGCUGGAGUACCCGACACGGGCCAUGGUAGCAUCCGUACUCCUAACCGCCCUGGGUACGGCAACAGCAGCGUACGGCGAAGUACGGAUGAACAUCGUGGGGAUCCUGCUCAUGUUUGCUUCUGAGGCGGCGGAGUCUGUCCGGCUCGUCAUGACGCAGUUCCUCUUGGUCGGGCUGAACUUCCACCCGAUUGAGGGACUUAUGUACCUAGCAGCCGCGUGCUGCCUGUGGCUCAUGUCGGGUUGCAUGGUGCUGGAGGUGCCGAAGAUGAUGGCGGAGGGAGCGCUCAAGGUGGUGUUUGCGAACCCCUGGUCCUUCUUCUGUGCGUCCAUGAUGGGUUUCACCGUGAACUUGCUGGCGUACUUUACGAUCAAGGUAGCGUCAAGCCUAACGCUCAAGGUGUUAGGUACCGUCAAAAACACACUGCUCGUGGUUUGCGGCAUGCUCUUCUUCGGUGAAGUCGUGACGGGGUUACAGGGCGUAGGCUACGCGGUGUCCCUGAUGGGCUUCGCGUGGUACAACUGGUUGAAGAUCAGACAGCUAGCCGGCGGCACAGCCAGGGAGCCGCAUGUAGCGCGUGUGCCGGGUGUAAGAGGCGCCGGGGCAGCAUGCAACAGCGGCGUCACGCGGAGCACCAUGGUGGCUGGAAGCACGGGUAGCGCUAGCAGCAGCGGCAGCAGCGGGGUUGGGAACAUAGCGGAGCUAGAUUCGGUUAGCAGCACGCCCACGUAUGCAUUAGGUGUGGAGCGACGGCUGCAUGCGAAUCAACGGCAGCAUCAUCAGGCGUUGCAGGAGGAGAACUGGGGCGGGACGAGCGGCGGGCCAACCGGCACGUUCUCUGAGGCUGGCGUAGUGAUUGGAAUACGGGCGCCCCUGCGCGGCGGCACGCGACCCUCGCACCUUGCGGAGCCAACCAUCAUCGUGCAGAAGUAGCGGUCAAGGGGCUGGGCUUUGAUUUGGGUAGAGCGAGCAUGGGGCUUGCUGAACCCAUGUGUGCGUGCGCGGGGAGCGUGCUCGCAUUUUGCAGGAGGUGAAGGACUAGUGCGAAGUCGGAUUUGUCGAAAUAAGGGCGGGUUCUUCAUUGCACGUGUGAUCGAACAACAUGCGACUAGGACUCAAUUGGGGUAUGUGUCGUAUAUGGGAUGGCAGUGGCAUGACAAGAUCCCGGGAGGAUUCCAUUGCUGCAUGUAGGAAGGGCAUUGCGCCCGUGAUGGGAGGAGAGGGCACAGGCCCCUCCUGCCGACAUCAAUCUCUUAGCAUGCACCGGCAUGGAAGUGCUUAAGGAUGAAAUGACAAGGCAACACCAUGAUCGGCUGUUCUGAUGUGGCCUUUGAGACAGCCUAAUGAUUUCCGUGAUACCGGAUGCGGUUUUCAUGCGCUUAGCUACGGUGUUUAUACUUGCGCAUGCAUGUGGGCUUGGACAGUGUGUGCGGCUAAGUUUUGGCAAGUGAGGUAAUGCACCAUUUAAGCAAAGUUAGUACGUACUAAAUGGACGCGUGGAAAUGCCAAGGUGGAUGACAUGAGUGUUAUGUUGUGGCGAAGGACUGCUGCUGAGCUUGCUUACAUUUGUACAUGACUACAAUUGCAAUCAGCCUUCUGCGCGAUUCGGCGUGCAUUGGCAACCAACUUGGCUGGUCUGCACACGGGCAUAUGCCGUGCGGGGUCAUUGCGGUCCUGCUGUGAUCAGGGUGUUGCGAGGAUUGCUGUGUGCGGGUCCUGAAUGUCUGUGAGUGGGCUCGGCCGGCCCAACAACCGCUACCCCGACUGCCUUUUGCUGCUAUUUUGUCCAACAAUUUGCAUGGGUGCGUGGUGUAGAGGCGAUGCUAUAGCUGGGGCGCCGGCGCCGGAUAAGUGCAUGCGCAUCUAGGUAAACUAUUAGUCGAAGCUUCAUGGUUAGUUGUAGCCUUGUCAUCUUAGCGAAUGUGUGUAUCUUACUGAUGUAUGGCAUUGGCGGCAUGUCAAGUAAGCUGUAUGAACGGUUCCCCGGUUCUUCUGUUUCACAGCUCGUGUUUCUGUCGCCUGUUACGCUGGUGCUGAGGUUGGGGGCAAAGCGAGCAACGUAAGCAGCGCGCGUAAAGCCUUGCAAGGGGAGUCAAAAGGACGCGCUAAUGGGUCUCUGAGGUGGCACAGGGUCGCGCAGUUUGCAUGUUGCCUAGCAUCCUUGUGUGCUUUGGAUACCACCUACGUAUAGCUGUUAGCUACUUUAGUACUCCUUGUAGGUAUUAAGUUAUAGGAAGGCGCUGCGGCAGACGGCGUUGUAUUCGUCUGUCAUUUCGAUGGCCUGAGUAGCUUGACCCGAGGUAUUGGCCAUACAUUAAGACCUAUGUAUGUACUGGACCGGUCUUCAUGAACCUGUGUCGCAUGCGUGGUGUGCCAUUGCAUGCGUUCGGUUGGGUGUGGACAUGCGUGCGAGUUUGCGAAGGGCUUAUUCCCUUCUUAUUCCACGUACCUAGCCAUCGGCCUUGUCGUAGUCGGUAGCUCGUAGUCGGUAGCUGGAAGGAGAAAUGGUUGUGGCGGGUUUCGGGGGCUUUCCACACUCUGCACGUCCACGCGGGUAGGUUGCACACCCGCAUGGGUAGCAGUUGUGCACGGAGACAACAUGCUUUUGCUCUCUUAUAGGUUCGUUACAGUACUCUCUUUAGCUCUGCUUGAUUCAUGUCCCCACUAUGCCCUUGCACUACACGCACGUGGACAUUGGGUAGGUUACGGUGGGGUCUGGGAGUGAGGGGGCUGCAAUGGGUUUUUGCCAGGGCUGCCUAGCACCCGCGCAGGACGGAGGACUGGCUAAGACAUUCGUGCGCAAUUAGAACCCAAUUAGGGGGCCGCCGCUCACUCGAUUGGGCCAGACGGACAUGCAUCCGUGCUGACCCUCGUGUGUGAACCUGUGCGUAAUGCGCUUAUUACAUGUGGAUCGGUGUUGAUAUGUUCAGGGCACACCGUGCCCCUAGGUGCAGACCUUUGCCUUUGAUGAGGCCUGUGCAGCGGUGCGCAGACUGGCAAGCAAUAUCGACUGAUAGGUGUGGUAAAAUAACUGGCCGCGAGGCGAAACGUACUGUGAUUGUGUAUGUGUUAAGAAAACUGGCCGCACACUGUGUGUGUGCAUUCCAAUGUUUCCUCCGUACUACGCCGUGUAUCGAUCACCUGUGCUGUAUACCGGUACAUGCGUCUUGUGCCGUACAUGCGAAGGUACAUGCCAAG